Apis cerana (Asiatic honeybee) is the source of this 3476-nucleotide messenger RNA. RefSeq names its product protein gooseberry. Gene Ontology annotation, molecular function: DNA-binding transcription factor activity, RNA polymerase II-specific; RNA polymerase II cis-regulatory region sequence-specific DNA binding. Lineage: Eukaryota; Metazoa; Arthropoda; Insecta; Hymenoptera; Apidae. The record is from RefSeq and is a predicted model, not a curated record. Gene Ontology annotation, biological process: regulation of transcription by RNA polymerase II; anatomical structure development.
CAUUUUUUUUUUUUUUUUUUUUUUUUUUUAAAUAUCGGCUUUUCUUAACCACGAUUGACGUUUUGUGGUGGCUUGGUGAUUGUCCCGGAGAAACCGAUUAGCUAGAUGGCAGUCAGCACUUUAAACAUGGCACCUUAUUUCACUGGAUACCCUUUUCAAGGUCAAGGUCGUGUGAAUCAACUUGGAGGGGUUUUCAUCAAUGGGCGCCCACUACCAAAUCACAUUCGUUUAAAAAUCGUGGAAAUGGCGGCAGCCGGGGUUAGACCUUGCGUGAUCUCUAGACAAUUGAGAGUCUCGCAUGGAUGUGUGUCGAAGAUCUUGAAUCGUUAUCAAGAAACAGGAUCGAUAAGGCCAGGUGUGAUAGGUGGUAGCAAACCACGAGUCGCAACGCCGGAAGUAGAGGCGAGAAUCGAGGAUAUGAAGAGACAAAAUCCUGGGAUAUUCAGCUGGGAGAUUCGUGAGAAAUUGAUAAAGCAGGAUGGUAUCUGUGACAAAGCGUCAGCACCGUCAGUUUCCAGUAUCUCGAGGCUUCUUCGUGGCCCUACGAAUCAGACUCGUCCCGGGGAUGACCCUCGACGAAAUCAUUCCAUCGACGGGAUACUCGGUGGAAGUAGCGGUGAUGAUUCGGAUACAGAGAGUGAACCGGGAAUCGCUUUGAAGAGGAAGCAACGUAGAAGCAGGACCACGUUCACCGGUGAACAAUUGGAACAACUCGAAGCAGCUUUUCAUCGAACGCAAUAUCCCGAUGUGUACACCAGAGAAGAAUUGGCGCAAAAAACAAAUUUGACCGAAGCACGUGUUCAAGUGUGGUUCAGCAACAGGCGAGCAAGGCUUCGCAAACAAUUGAACAGUCAACAAUUAAACGCUUUCAACACAAUGAGCUUGCAAUCCUUUCAAACACAGCACUACGGUAGCAGUGCUGAAAGUUAUCAGAGCUAUGGGCAAGCAUCGGUGGCUGCGGCCGCAGCAACCACGGCCGGCUAUCCUCAGCAUUACAACUAUAGCGAGAAUUACUACGCUGCUCAGCAACAGUGGCCAAGACCGACUGCCGAGAAUUAUGGAUUGUUCAACGCCUCUCACUACGGUAGCAGCAAUCUGGCUUCUAAUUUAACUUCCAGCAACUUGAAUUUGGGCAGCCUGAGCGGCAGCGUCAGCCCCACGGCGUCGAAUAUGAGCGCGUGUAUGGUUCAGGGCGCGUCCUCGGGGGUGCCUACCCCUGCAGCGAUAAACCAUCACGUGACACCUCACAGUCCCAGCGAGGCGAAGAGUGGUUAUCCCUAUUUGGGUGGUAUAGAGUCCCAAGUCUGUGGCAGAGUUCAUUGAACUAUGGAGUUAAAAAGAUGGCGGAGGGGGAAAGGCGAGAUCGAUGUUUUUAAUCUAGCUUUUUAAAGUGUUUUUUCAACCUUUUUCGAGUUGCGAUAUUCUUUUGUUAAUAUUUAUGAGCAAUUUGUGACUCUUUUCUCUUAUGGUAUAAGGUAAGGAAAAUUUGAAAAAUUAACAAAGAUUUCGAUUAAUGUCGAUGAAUUGACUAACAGCAUUAUUGUCUUCGGGUUAACAAAAAAUUUGUAUAACGAGGGGAUGAUUGAGCUUGACAUUUUCUGUGGAAUAUGACAAUAUGUAAGAUAUGAAGAAGCGCUAAAAAUUAUUGAUUAAUUAAGAAUCAUAACGGUGAAUUUCUGAAAAACAGGUUGGGAAUCACUGAUUUAAUUCUUUUUUAUUUAUAAUUCUUCGAAGAUUAUGAUCGUGAUCGAAUAUUUGUAGGAUGGAUCGCGAUAUUUAUGAGAUAUUCUUUCGUUAAUAUUAUUAAAAAAAAAUUGAGAUAUUUUAAGAAAUAAUUUUUAAAAUUGAAAUCUUAUUUUGAAUAAAAAGAAGAAAAAUUGAAAGGAUAUCUACGAUUUUUCUAUUGUAGAAAUAAUGGACAAAUAAAGUACAUGAUACUUUAUUCAUAUAUUAAUAUUUAUAAAUGAAGAAAUAUGAUUUUAUCAGAUCUCAUAAGAUCUCACAAGUAUUGCAAUCCUUUUAAAAUUGAAACAACAAAACACCAUGAAAAAAAGAAUAUAGUAAGUAAUGCUUCUUUGUAAGAAAUGGUGGUAUAAAGAUCUAUCUAUUAACAUAGAAUGAUAUAAAUAUUAUAUUUAUAUAUUGUUUCUGGAGAAAUUGAAAAAUCCUCCUUUUUGAAAUUUUUAAAGUUAUAAUUUUAAAGCUGCCAUGAGAUGAAAAUAUGUGUAUAUAGCAUGAAUAUUUCAUUGUAUAUCUAUUGUAAGUUUUUAUCGUUUCUUUUUUUUUUUCUUGUAGAGAUGAAGCGUAUGUAUAAUUUCUGUUAAUUAUAUUUUAAGGUAUCUUAAUUUCUUUUAGAUCCUUAAAGUUAUUGUUUUCUUCGGAAGAAGAAUUUUAAAACGUUAAUUUUUGGAGGCUUGUAUUUAUUCAUUAAUACUCGAAUGUUACGGAUGAUAGAAAGUCAUUCAUAUUAUUUUUUGGCGUUGAUAAGAUACUUGAGAAGAUUAUGCCUUAAUAUUACAUUUUCAAAUAUGUAUAUUAACAACUGUGCUUUAAAUUGUUUUUUUUUUUUUGCGAAAUCAUUAAAAAUAUAGUUGUUUAAUGAACUCGUUAUUAAGAAGUCAUAAAAUUUGUUGAUAAUUAUUAUUGUUGUUAAAUAAGGUUCACGUAUAUUCACUAUUCUGUACAGUUUAAAUCAUAUUUCAUUAAUUAACAUGUGCAUAUUUAAGUAUCCCUAUUAUAUGAUUAAUAAAUCUAUGCCCAAUGACACUAACAAUUAUCCUAAAGAGUUAUUAACAUUUAUAUAACCAUAUUGCUGUCCACGGAUUUGAAGAAAGAAAAAAAAAAAAGGAAAAUUCCUAAUGGAAGGAAUUUACAUUUAAGUCACUUUCUACGCGUUAAGCCAUCAUUAUAAGAAAAAUUAAAUUAUCAUAGAAAUUUUGUUUGACAUUUGACAGCAUUGAUACGAACUAUUAUUGAACUAUUACUUAAAUAGUUGUAAAUAAACUGCUUAUAAAAAAUCGAAAAGAUUUUCGAAACUGAGACGAUGAGAGAAACAUUGCGUAUAUUAUGCAAUAAAAUAUUGUUAUAAUUCCAUAUAUUUCUAAAUUUUCUAUUUUUAGAUUUUAUUUUGUAUAGUUAAAAAUUAUGGUAAUUGGUAAUUAAUCGAGUCACUACGAGGUGCCUUAACAUUGCCUUUUCUCUCUUUGAAAAAAUUGACGAUGGUCGAAAACUGAUUAAAUUUGUUUUUUAAUAAGAGAACGAUAAAAUAUUUUAAAAGAUGGUCAAAUAUCUAUUGAAAACAAUUAUUAUUGGAUAAAUAAUCGACUUUAUCGAUUCGAUGAUUUAAUUGGCCAGUUAAUUGCGGUUAUUAUGUACAAAGACGAUUUUAUUCGAUGCACAUAAUAUUCUUGUACUCAUUAAUUAUAAUUGCCAAUAUAUAAUUCAUUGUUGCAGAAUAAAAGAACAUUUAAAAGGAA